Messenger RNA from Bactrocera oleae (olive fruit fly), 1341 nucleotides. RefSeq lists its product as uncharacterized. Gene Ontology annotation, molecular function: serine-type endopeptidase inhibitor activity. Lineage: Eukaryota; Metazoa; Arthropoda; Insecta; Diptera; Tephritidae. The record is from RefSeq and is a predicted model, not a curated record.
AUUUUUUUAAUAUAUAUGUAUAUUUUUUAUUUUUUUUAAAUAUAAACUUUACAAUAAAGCACAUAUGUAUUUGUAAAAUAACCCACUGUGCGACGCAUGCUAACAACAAUAGCGCGUGGUUAAGGUGCGCCCUACAGUUUCAACCAACACAGUUACGUGGCCAAUGUAGUUCCGCAAAGCGAAAAACGAACUUCUUUAAAACAAAUAUCUGCUGAGUUAUCAACGCCAUGUUUCCUCCCCAUUUGCCAUACGUGCGAUCGCAGUAAACAACUCGAAACAGAAAAUUGUACUUUUUGGAGUUUUCGCAGCGUUCGUUUGUCGUGUGCCGCUUGUCACUCAACAUAAUUAAAUAUAUAGUAAAAACAAAGCGUAACAAAAAAUCUGCAAACAAAAACCGCAAAAGCAACAACAACAUAUAUAGAUAUGCCGCAGAAAAUGCACAAUCUGCAUUACUCAUUUUUCAAUUAGAAUAAUUCAUUUCGUGUUAAAAAAUAAAAAGAAAGUCAACAGAAACAUAAAAAUAAAAUGAGAAAAAUUUAAAAGGAAAAUUCAUAAAGAAAUUGUCUGAAAAGUUGAACUUCAGCUAAAGAAUUAUUUUAAUAAACAUAAUUGCAAUUUAUUGUCACAGCUGCUGCACAACACGAAGAAACGCGUAUACAAACGUUUGCCGGCGUGAGGCGUCAGUGAGCGUGUGCAUUCUGCUGUUGUGUUCUGCGCUAGAAAGUGUUAAAAGCCCUGGAAAUUGCGAAAAGUCAACAGCAGCGUGUGCAGUUGCAGAGAAACGUUGAAAGAAUGUUUCAAAUAUAAAACCUGAAUUCGUACUCGAACGCGCGCCGUAACCGAUCUGUUCUAUUCAUAAAGUGUCCUUAAUUAGUGAACUUGAAGUUAUCACCCUUGUGAUUUAUGUGAAAUAUUUGCAUAAGCAGCAAAAUACCACAGCAAGAGCUUCAUUACAACAACAUGCUGCAUUUUGAACGAUUUCACUUGUUACCGUUACGGAGCGUGAUUGUCAUCCUGCUUUUGCUCGUCUACGCAACACAAAGAAUCUGUGCUGAUAAUAGUCUCGCCGUCAACCGAUCCGUUCCCGCCUGUAAAUUACCACCGAUGCCUUUGCUCUGCGACAAUAAGCUGCUCCGUUACGCCUACAAUGCCGCCACCGGAAAUUGUGUGAGCCUCUAUACCAGCGGCUGUGCUACAAAUACAAUGACGAAACAUUUUCUCACCUUCGAGGAAUGUCGACGCGAUAAUAUGCCAAUAAUGCGCUAUUAAAUGUUGUAGCAUGCCUAAACGCCAUUUUUAGUAGCUAUGAAAUAAUAAAGGAAUCAUUCAGAGUUCUAAAAA